Molecule: messenger RNA, 183 nt
Organism: Plasmodium fragile
Lineage: Eukaryota; Apicomplexa; Aconoidasida; Haemosporida; Plasmodiidae
Exons: 3
Molecular function (GO): GTPase activity; GTP binding
Source: RefSeq, a predicted model, not a curated record
CUAGCUGAGUCUUUCGCCAACAGCAACAACAUUCUGUUCAUCGAGACGUCUGCUAAAACGGGACAGAACGUGAACGAGUUGUUUUUAAGGAUAGCUAAGAAGUUGCCCCUCCAGAAGGAGCAGGACAAGUUCUCUGGAAUUCAGAUUAACAACACCGAAGAAACAAAGAAAAAAUGCUGCUAA